Molecule: messenger RNA, 2550 nt
Organism: Athalia rosae (coleseed sawfly)
Lineage: Eukaryota; Metazoa; Arthropoda; Insecta; Hymenoptera; Athaliidae
Product: zinc finger protein 271-like
Exons: 3
Coding region: 134-2314 (726 amino acids)
Biological process (GO): regulation of transcription by RNA polymerase II
Cellular component (GO): nucleus
Molecular function (GO): zinc ion binding; RNA polymerase II cis-regulatory region sequence-specific DNA binding; DNA-binding transcription factor activity
Source: RefSeq, a predicted model, not a curated record
AACAAAACAAAAUCAACGCAUCACUAUUAAAGAAGCUGGAUCUUGGGAGCACCAGAAAUUUCGAUUCAUACAAUACAUUUUCUAAGUUUGCCAUGAAAGAUCUUUGACACACUGACUUCUUUUCAAGGAUAAGAUGUUGGAAGUAGAGUCUUUGAGCACGCUGAGCAAUGAUGGUGAUGAGAUGGACCUCUUGGAUGGUUCAAUGAUCUGGUCGCAGGAAGAUCCGCUCUCAUCAAAUGAGAUUAUGAAUAUCGAUGGAAAUGUACCCACGAUAGGUGAUGCUGGUAAUUUAUUAUGUAGACUUUGCGCUGGUAGAGCUGUGAAUCCCAUUUAUAUCUACUCAGAAAUCGGUGAAUCAAUGAAACUUGCUCAUAAAAUGAACGUUUGUCUCAGCGUGAAGGUUUGUAGAACUGAUCCGUUGCCUAAACAGCUCUGUCAUAAUUGCGUGGAGAAAAUCCUGUACUGUGAUGAAUUUGAUACACAGUGUUUGAGAGCCGAAGAGACAUUGCUGACUAUGCUGAAAGAGAAGCGUCGUUUUGAGAUACCAGAGAUCAUCACAAACGAAAUACUGUGUGACGAAAAGUCGUGUCCUUUAUGCCUGGAUGGACGAAUGACGACUGGUCAACCAAACCGGAGUGAUCCCAGCUAUGCGGAAUUAUACGAUAGCGACAUAGUGCUUCAAAGCAGCGAUGAGGAAUUAGCAUUUCAGGAACUAUCGGCUGACAAAGAUCUUGGGGAAAAUUCGAUUAUGCUCCAAUGUCUGGGAAACCGACAGCAGUACCUCAAAUGUAGGGCCUGCAUGAAUUUAUACCAUACGAAAGAGACCUUAGACGGUCAUAAGUGUAAACCAAACGUUCCGAGUACCUCAAGGCCAUAUAAAUGCCCUGUUUGUUCUGUGACAUUUACGUUUGAAGAGAGACUGAAUUUUCACAUGCAAUUUCACACCGGUGCAAAGGCCUUGUAUUGCGAAAUCUGUAAAACAACGUUUGGUAAAGAAUUGAAGCUUUUUUAUCACUACAAAAGAUACCAUUGCGAAGAUACUACGGUCUCAUGUCUUCAGUGUGGAAAAUUAUUCGAAAAUCAAGAACAUUUAAGAAUUCAUGUUUGCAUCGAUGGUAAAACGAGGCCCCAUGUCUGUGACGUUUGCAACAAGGGCUUUUCGGAUGGAUACACUUUAAAACGACACAUUGUUACUCACCUACCAGAAAAACCCUAUAAAUGUGGUCAAUGCUCUAAAAGUUUUACCCAAAAGUCAAGACUCAACAAACACGUAGCUGGACACGAAGUUGUCAUAGAAGAAUCGCAGAUUGUAUGGAAAUGUGUUCAAUGCGGGGAGGCCUUUAGUACCUGCAACGAGGCGGACAACCACUACAAAAUACAUGAUGACAAGAUAAUUCUAAUUGAGGAACUCUCAACAUCCAAAAUGUACCAGUGUGAAUACUGUAACAGUUUUUUCACCGAUCUCGACAGUUUGAAAGCGCACCAGACUCAACACGUUGUCGAGAAACCAUACUCUUGUAACAUAUGUGCUACUUUUUACAAGUCUUUUGCAGAAGCGGUUUUACAUUGGAAGGAACACCCAAGGAUUUUUAAAGUUGCUGUGGCGUUUUCAUGUACUAGGUGUAGCAAAGAUAUAAAGGAACUAUCUCUUCUAUAUAAACAUAAGCAGAAAAGACAUCAGUAUCUGCCACAAAGAUCAGAUACAGGUGAAAUGAAGUUUCUCUGCGAAUUGUGCGGAAAUACCUUUGAUAAAAUGAAAGAUAUACAGGAUCAUGAGAAAGAGCAAUGUUCAAAGUUUCCCUGUGAUAUCUGCGGCAGCCUCUUGCCCACUGCUAAUUCUCUGAAUGCUCAUAAACGACGCCACAGUGGGCUCAGGCCCUAUGUUUGUAAUAUUUGCGGAAAAAGUUACACCCAAUCAAGCCACAUGUGGACGCACAAAAGGUUUCACAUGGGUGUUAAACCCUAUGCAUGUGAGUACUGCGAUCAAAGAUUUACAAUUAAACCAGAUCUUGCUGAUCACACAAGAAAGAAGCACACAAGGGAAAGACCUUUCAAAUGCGAUGUAUGUAACAAAGCUUUUCUGACUGGGUCUGUCUUUUAUCAGCACCGUCUGAUCCACAGAGGAGAUCGUAGGUACAAAUGCCACUACUGUGAAAAAGCUUUCACUAGGACUGAGGCAUUGAAUAACCAUAUUAAGAUUCAUACCGGUGAAAAACCUCACGCUUGUGAUGUCUGUGGUAGAUGCUUCAGGCAAAAAGGUGACAUGCGGAAGCAUAGGCGCACUCAACAUGUAUCUAAACAUGAAAUUGUGUGAAAUCUUAAAGUUCAACCAAGGAGCCUGACUGAUGAAGUCUACGACGUCUGGGAUCUGUUUUAAAGCUGGGAUUACGAAUUUUGUCUUUCUGUUUUGUAUUUUUUCUAAAAUAGUUGUUAAUUGAUAAGCUUUGAGGUUGAAUCAUAAGCAUAGAAAUUCUGUAAAAAAACUUUUAAUCCAUGCAGUUUAUACAUGUAUCUAAGGCAGCAUAUAAAGUGACGUUUUUUUGCAAACCU